GAUGCUUGUCGUCGCCAGCAUUGGCUGUUGUAUAUAAAUUUUGACAAAAGAAAGACUUCGGUUUAAACCAAUUUUGGCAAGGCGGCGGCCAUAAGGUGAUGACCACUCGACGCGACGACAUGGCAUGGAUUAGCUGCCGUUCCCAUCUGCUGGUACCUCUGAUCUCAGUGGCGCUAAUACCCCUGGUCGCGGGAUUUGGCAACGAGUAUGUCCACAUCAAGGUGCACGUGCCCAAGGAGGAGUCGGCGCCGGAGGAGCCGCCGCACAAGGUGAUUCACCAUUACCACCACCAUCCCCAUCCGCAUCAGUUACAUAGGAGCCGGGGACGAGCCCGUCCUAAGCCCAGUCCCCUGCUUGAGAGCGUAAUCCUCUCGGAUCUGGACAAACCGCUGCACAUGAGCGAGCAUGCGGACUAUCUGAAUCACGCCAAGGAGCUGGCCGACCAUCUCACAGAGACGUACGCCAGGAAGGCAGCUCCACCUCCACCACCGCCGCCCAAGAAGAAGGUCAACACCUAUACGAUCAUUGAGGAGCAGCACAGGCCACAUGGUUACGACUACGAGGAUCACCAUGAGCCCAGUGUGGAGACGUAUCGAGUGAUUGAGUCGCGACCCAAGCAGCAGCACCAUCAUCAUACUCACCACCAUCCGUUGGAGGAGGAGGAGGUGGACGAGGAUUUUGGAUAUCACUAUCCGAGCGGGGGAAAGCAUCAUCAUCAUCAUCAUCAGACUGGCGCCUAUGCGGAACCCGCACCCGUGGAGGAGCACGUCGACCAGGAGCCGGAUACGGGCUAUAAGUACUCGCCACCUAGUCACGCCUACAUCCCGUCCAGCCACGGUCAAGCCCAGCGGAACUCCAAGCAAUCUAGGCCACCAGCCUACACCCUCGAAGCUCCACAGGAAUCCUCCUUUGGAUACGAUUACUCGCGACCCUCGGCCGGGAGUAGCACUGACUUCCGGCCAUCCGUCCAGGUGCCAUCCAGUGACCCGUACGGCGAGGAGGAACCGGCGGACACCUAUGGACCACCGGUCACGACCACAAGGCGUCGCCGGCCAUCGCAGUCCCUGGUGGAUUGGCCCGAGUCCAAGGGAUUCAACAGUGCCGCGUCGGAAACAUACAGUGGCGUCGAUAGCUACAAUGUGGGUCAUGUGCAGGGCUACGGAUCCAGUGGUUACCAGUACAGUGGGCCCUAUCUGUAGGUGUACCAGCACCCCGCCUAAUCUAAGAUCUAUUUAUUGCAUUUUUUUUCGUAGCUUCGUAAGUUGAUAGUAUCAGUUUUAAGAUUUAAGCGAUAAAUAAAGAAAUGUUUGUA
This is a messenger RNA of Drosophila erecta, 1312 nucleotides long. Its product is annotated as polycomb group protein Pc. The record is from RefSeq and is a predicted model, not a curated record. NCBI's taxonomy places the organism in Eukaryota, Metazoa, Arthropoda, Insecta, Diptera, Drosophilidae. The transcript has a single exon. Bases 99 to 1199 code for a protein of 366 amino acids.